AUGGCACCGGGGCCUUCGACCACUACUCCUGAAGCUAUCAUCGUCUGGGAACCUUCCGGGGCCAAAGCCGUGACCAAGGUCACGAAGACGACAGCCACCCCUACGAUUACCGGUCAAAAUUCCACGAUGGACCACAUCACAGAGGCAUAUCGCCUUCGGUACGCAUCUUACCUCGCGUCAACGUUCCAUAUCAGCCUAGAUGCGGCCAAAGACGAGGCAUCGUAUCAGCUAUUGCCUCGUCGUGCUUCUGAAACUUCAGAAUCGGAGGUAUACAGAAGCUAG
Exophiala spinifera is the source of this 282-nucleotide messenger RNA. RefSeq lists its product as uncharacterized. The record is from RefSeq and is a predicted model, not a curated record. Lineage: Eukaryota; Fungi; Ascomycota; Eurotiomycetes; Chaetothyriales; Herpotrichiellaceae. The transcript is spliced from 2 exons. The coding region runs from base 1 to 282 and encodes 93 amino acids.